AUGGGCUACAAGUUCAAAGACAAGAUGAUCUGCAUCGAAGCGCUCAAGACCACUUCGGCGACUACACCGCUUUAUUUCAAUGGGGUCACUCAUCACAUAGACAAAAACAACCGCCUGGCAUUGCUAGGUGAUCGAGUUAUCUCUUUAGCUCUAUGCGAUGUUUGGUUCAAGACAGGAAAUACCAAUGCGGAAUACACUUCGAUGCAGCCGGAUAUAGAAAGCAGAGUUGGUUUGGGUAAGAAAGGAUACGCGCUCGGUAUAAACGACAAUCUGCUUCUUCACGAGCGGCACCCCUCCACAUUCAAUCACGUUGCCGAGGCCUUCGAAGCUGUUCUUGGUGCUAUCUACUUGGACUCUGGGAACAACAUCGAAACCGUCAAGGAAGUUAUCACCGGAAUCAAGCUCGAUCGUCACAAGGGAUUAGAAGAGCAGACUACGGCCCAGGAUCGUCUGGACAGUAAAAGACUUGCGGCGCUACAGUACUCUGAUUAUAUGAUGAACCAAGCUGCGUACACUAAAAAAGCCCAGCUGGAGCAUGAUGCAGCACUGGCAGCGAAAGAAGCAGCAAAACUGGCGGAAAAACAGGUGGCAGAUCAGCCUAGAGAGGAGGCGCAAGAAGACAAUAUGUCCACCAAAAGUCAAAUAUACGAUGGACACUCGGGAACAGUUCAGCCUCAAACUAAGAAGAAGAGCAGCGUUGCGCUCACACAUGCGGAGGCCUCGAAAAAUCUAGCCGAUUCCGUGAUCGAAUAUCGCACGAAUGGUCACCCGAGUGACGCAAAGGAUCUGGGCCGACUUGCUAGACAAGACGCGCAACGCCAAAGUCCAGCCUCGAAGGGAAAAGCACCAUCGCAGAAUGCCAAUCAGGGAUCAGAUUCAAAACUGCAACGACGCGCGGUCGUAGCUGCCAACAAGCUAUCGAAAGAAGGCUACCUAUCAAAUAAUGUCUUGGAACACGAUGACAAGAAAACUGUCUCUGUACGCCAAGAUUUGACAGCAUCUCACGUCGAGAACCAGGACAAGGUAGUUACCCGAGGCACCAAACUAUCGCCGGAGGAAGAAGCAGAUGAGUUUGUCGCAUCGAUGAAGUUUCCAGCAGAAAUAGAAUCAUCUGAGGGCUUGAAAAGCAGUGAGAAACGCAUCCUGAGAAUAUCAUGGGACAUGGCGGUACGAAAAUGCGCCGACAGCAUCAGAAUUAGCGAGGAGAGAGACUUUGAGGGAACGUUUGCGCAUAGGUUGAAGCGAAUGGUACGGUACCAGGCACCGGUGAGUGUUUCACCAGAGCCGAAAGCUGCGACGGCAACGAAAGCAAAUCCUACACCACAAGAGACAGAUCCUGCACUGGAGAUAGUAGACACUGUACUAGAGAAAGCAGAGCCUCUACUAAAGACUGGUAUGAACAACGAUAAGCCAGCCCAAAGACGCUCAAACUCGCCAAAGGAAUCCCAUCUUGCAGAAGCAGCCACCACAGAGAUGGAAGAUGAGAAGAACACACAAGUGCGCACCAAGGAUGUUGAAUCACUGGAAAGAGAUAUUCUCAACUCGCACAACACCGUAUGGCAAACGGCCGAUACCGCAGAUGCGUCAACAUCAGAGCAGCACAGCGGACGCACAACUCGUGCACGCCGUUCUGCUGCGGAUGGCCAGGCGGAGAAUCCAUCUGCUCCAAACGAAUUUUUCGAAUCGGACACGGACAGAUUCAUGUCUACCAUCACGCAAAAUGAUUCAGAAGCGUCCGACGCCCCUCAACCGAAACCUCAUGAGGAAUCUGACAUGCAGUCUUCGGAAUCUUCCAAAGAGCUAGAGGAAUCGCCCGCUCCGUCUGCAAGGAUAACAUAUCCCAAACGUCCCAAACGAGCCACGCGUCGUCGAUCACAACAUUCAUGA
Messenger RNA from Alternaria conjuncta, 1887 nucleotides. RefSeq lists its product as uncharacterized. The record is from RefSeq and is a predicted model, not a curated record. Bases 1 to 1887 code for a protein of 628 amino acids. Lineage: Eukaryota; Fungi; Ascomycota; Dothideomycetes; Pleosporales; Pleosporaceae. Gene Ontology annotation, molecular function: ribonuclease III activity. The transcript has 3 exons. Gene Ontology annotation, biological process: RNA processing.